This is a messenger RNA of Diaporthe citri, 1374 nucleotides long. RefSeq lists its product as uncharacterized. The coding region runs from base 1 to 1374 and encodes 457 amino acids. The transcript has 4 exons. The record is from RefSeq and is a predicted model, not a curated record. Lineage: Eukaryota; Fungi; Ascomycota; Sordariomycetes; Diaporthales; Diaporthaceae.
AUGGAGGCAGUCGGAGCAGCCGCGUCCGUGAUCUCGAUUGUUGAAAUCGUCGGCAGGGUCUCCGCCUCCGCAGCGUCCUUCAUGCGCGACAUCAAGGACGCGAGGAAGGACUUGAUCCAGGUCCGCAAGGACAUGUCGGACCUGUCGACGCCCCGGGCCGGCGACAUGCCGCACAGCCAACAGCACAUCAUCAACAUUGCCCACAGCUGCGGCGCGGUCUUACUGGAGAUUGAGACGGUCCUCCGGGAGGGUCGCUCCCGGCUCGCGUGGGUUACGUCUGGGAAGGAGAAGGUAGACAGGCUCAGGGAGAGGCUGGAGACGUGCAAGUUGUCGCUUCGAUGUCGCGCUGGACUAUCGGACUAUUGUAACCGGGCUACAGGGUCGUCGUUCAUGACAUCAAGGAGGAGUAGCACCCGGUUCGUGGGUGACCUCUCCGCCAUCCAGCGUGAUGUGGCGCUCCUCCUCGGAAAAUUCGACAACAUCGAGCCGAAGGCCGCGGAAGGCCAGGGGUCGGCAGAUGACGCGGUGGGUCUUCCCGGCGGCGUGCUGAUCGAUCGCUUCUUGAACGAUUGCAGGAGUGAUACCCAGACGGUUCUGGACAACGUCGAAUACCAGCAAGACCAGGACUUCGAAGACAUUCCACCGUCGCAAGUACAGGCCGAGGCCCAGGAGUUGGCACCGGACAUGUUUGAGAUCAUCCAGUGCUGUUAUCGGCAUGAUCCGGCCAACACAGAAGAAAUAGACAAUGGCCGGUUUACCCUAUACCACGAUGGCCAGCCAGUACCGCCAGCAUCGUGGGAUGAUUUCGUUGGCCCUGGGCGGAGCAUUGGCCUCAAACUAUGGAAAGACGAAACGAUCGACUUCACGGAUGCCAUCUGCAGGAUGUUUCUUCCGCCUUGGAGUGUGGUGAAGACUUGGAAGAAUGGAAUCAUCCAUGCACGGGGGGUGCAAGGCAUAAUCAAACAGGCCUUCCUCCACGUGGAGCAUCACGGGGAUGGAGUCGGCAAAGACUAUGUCCUCAGGAAUGAGGUCGACAAAGGCCAUUACGACCUAUUGGGGCUGGACGACACGAUCAUAAUGCCCGUCGCGUGGGAGCAGGUCAUCAAGCCCGGCAUGGGGGUCAAAACGAGGAUGUGGCCCGAGGAAACAUGCAAGUGGCUCGCUAGGCAGGCCGGAAGAUGCCAGCCAGAGUACACGGCGAGGCCGGGCUGCUCAGCGUCGAUACAAGAGGAACGAUCGCCGCCGGCGACGGGGAGCGUGCCUCAACCUCCUGUGGCGGCGGACAGUCCUCGAGAGCCGAUAGGUCUCCCAGCGCCGCAACAACUCAAUCAGAAGCAAGACACAGGUCUUGGCUCCUUUGCCCCUGAUGUCUGA